CUAGCUAUUACUGAUUCUCCAUUAUAUUUCAAUCUGCUGCUUCAGCGUCUUUUAUUGUGCAAAUCUUGACAAGAUGACUACCGCUCAUAGACCUACUUUCGAUCCCGCUCGUGGCAAAGAGGCCCUGCGAGGCCCUGCCUACCACCAGCGACUCCUACCAGCACACACCCAGCUCAAGUACCGAAAGGCGGGACAAGGCGGCGAUGCCGACGAAGAGCCCACGCGCGACCUCGCUGCCGAGCUUCUUGCGGCUGAGGCAGCCCACUUCAAGAAGAAGAACGGCGGCGUCUUGGCCCCUGAGGAUGACGAGGAGGGAGAUGUAGAAAUGACCUCCGCCCGAGGAGAGAAGAGGUCGCAGUCUGCCAACGGCGAAGAAGAAGAGGAUCUCGAGGCGAAACGAAGGAGGAUAUUGGAAGAGAGCAGAGAUAUCGACGCAGAUGACGACAGUGAAGAGGAGGAAGAUAGCGACGAGGACGAGGACAGCGAUGACGACGAAGAUGCAGAGCUGCAACGAGAACUGGAGAGAGUAAGGAGGGAGCGUGAAGAGAAGAAGAAGAAGGAGGAGGAGGAACGUGCGAGAGAAGAGCAAGAGGCUCGAGAACGUGACAUUGCGCUCGGCAAUCCCCUCCUCAAUAAGCAGGAUUUCACGAUGAAGCGCCGAUGGGACGAUGACGUCGUGUUCAAGAACCAGGCUAGAGGGACAGAAGACAAGAACAAGAAGAAGGAGUUUGUGAAUGACAUGUUACGUUCUGAUUUCCAUAGACGGUUCAUGAGCAAAUAUGUUCGGUAAUUAUGGGAGCGGUUCGGCAAUUUUCAGGAUUAGCGACGGGCAAGAUUUUUCUAUUUUUUUCUAUUUCUUUUCUUCUAGAGGACGAUAGACGCCAUCAUCAUAAUGAAUCACAAAGCCUCCACGGCGACAUCAC
Molecule: messenger RNA, 923 nt
Organism: Trichoderma harzianum CBS 226.95
Lineage: Eukaryota; Fungi; Ascomycota; Sordariomycetes; Hypocreales; Hypocreaceae
Exons: 3
Coding region: 74-790 (238 amino acids)
Biological process (GO): mRNA cis splicing, via spliceosome
Cellular component (GO): catalytic step 2 spliceosome
Molecular function (GO): RNA binding
Source: RefSeq, a predicted model, not a curated record